Molecule: messenger RNA, 2051 nt
Organism: Rhodotorula graminis WP1
Lineage: Eukaryota; Fungi; Basidiomycota; Microbotryomycetes; Sporidiobolales; Sporidiobolaceae
Exons: 10
Coding region: 315-1976 (553 amino acids)
Biological process (GO): tRNA processing
Molecular function (GO): RNA binding; flavin adenine dinucleotide binding; tRNA dihydrouridine synthase activity
Source: RefSeq, a predicted model, not a curated record
GCGAGGGCGACGAGGCCGGCGGACGCAAGAGGGGCAAGGGGCAGAACAAGGGCCGCAAGUUCGACCACCGCGCCGGCACCCACGACGUCCGGCUCUGCAACAUUGUCGGACAGGGCCGCCCGUGCGACCGCCCCAACUGCAACAACGACCACGACCUCGCCGCCUUCCUCUCGUCGCGCCAGGCCGACGUCCGGCGCUCGCUCCCGACCACGCCCGACGACCUCACGCCGACCGAGACGGCCCACACGUGCCCGCUGUACCUGUCGCUCGGCCGGUGCCCGUACGGCUUCAAGUGCCGCCUCGGCGAGAGCCACAUGCGCAAGGUCGCCGACGGCGAGGGCUUCAUGGGCUGCGGGUGGGAGCUCGUCGUCGACGAGGUCAAGGUCAAGGAGGUCGAGGCGGCGGCGGCGGCGGCAGGCGAGGGCAAGGCCAAGUUGAGCUCGCUCGGCGAGAUGAACCUCAUCACGAGCAUGCAGAUCAAGGCGAUCCGUGGUGGCGGCAAGACCGAGGAGAAGUUCCCGCUGUCGACCGAGUACCUCAAGUCGAUCGGCGAGCCGCUCGACACGCGCGGCGACGAGAAGCACGGCAAGAGCAAGAAGCGCGGCCGCGACGGGCAGCAGAAGGCGACCGCGCCGGCACCAGAACCGGCAGCGGCCGAGCCGGCUCCUGAGCCCGCCGCGCCGUCCGCCGCAGUCGACAGCACCGAGCCGACUGCUGCCGACGCCGUCGCUCCUUCCACGGGCGACCCCGUCGCCGUCGCCGACCCUGCCGCACCGACCUCUUCUGCCGCCGCCGCCGCCGACGUCGACUCGCGCCCGUCGCGCACCUACGUUCCCGACCUCGCGCCGAUCCGCGCAUCCGAGAAGAAGCGCCUCGACUUUGCGGGCAAGAUGUGGAUGGCGCCGCUCACGACGGUCGGCAACCUGCCGUUCCGCCGCCUCGCCGUCGAGUACGGCUGCGACAUCACGACGUCCGAGAUGGGCCUCGCGCAAGAGUUCCUGUCGGGCAACGCCAACGAGUGGAGCCUCGUGCGGCGCCACCCGAGCGAGCGCACAUUCGGCGUCCAGAUCUGCGGCUCGAAGCCCCAGGUCCUCGUGCCCGCCGCCGAGGCCAUCGUCAAGAGCACCGAGAUCGACUUCCUCGACAUCAACUGCGGCUGCCCGAUCGACCUCGUGUUCAACAAGGGCGCCGGCUCUGCGCUCCUCGCGCACGCGGGCAAGCUCGGCAAGUCGCUCGUCGGCAUGAGCAAGGUGCUCGGCGAGGUGCCCCUCACGGUCAAGAUCCGCACGGGCGUCAGCAACAGCCAGCCGACGGCGCACAAGCUCAUGCCGCGGUUCCAGAAGGAGUGGGGCGUCAGCGCCGUGACGAUGCACGGUCGCUCGCGGCAGCAGCGCUACAAGGCGUUCGCCGACUACAAGUACAUCGGCGAGUGCGUCAAGGUCCUGCGCGACACGGCCGAGGACGAGGGCCUCGCGCCGAUCCCGAUUUUUGGCAACGGCGACGCGUACGACUGGCGCACGUACUGGGACAACGUCGAGUCGAGCGGCGUCGACGGCAUCAUGAUUGCGCGCGGCGCCCUCAUCAAGCCGUGGUGCUUCACCGAGAUCAAGGAGCGCCGAGACUGGGACAUCUCGUCGCGCGAGCGCCUCGACAUGAUCGGCAAGCUGUGCGACUACGGCAUGGAGCACUGGGGAGCCGACCAGAUGGGCCUCAACAAGACGCGCCGGUUCGUCGCCGAGUCGCUCUCGUUCACGCACCGCUACGUGCCCGUCGGCCUCCUCGAGCGCCUCCCGACCAACAUGAACGAGCGCGCCUUCCCCUACAAGGGCCGCGACGAGCUCGAGACGCUCCUCGCCUCGGACCAGGCCAAGGACUGGCUCAAGAUCUGCGAAAUGUUCCUCGGCCCGGCGCCCGACGACUGGAACUUUGUCCCCAAGCACAAGGCGGCGUCGACCGAGACCGAGGCGCAGGGCUGAGCGGUGAGCGAGGAUGUAGAGCAGGAGGAGGAGGGUCCGAGCCGUGUUGUGCAACUGCAGCUUGCUCCACCUUGA